GGAGAACCCUGAGUGGGCGAGGUAUGUAGACAAGCUGUGGGCAGAGGUCCCGCCUUUCUCUUAGCCGGACAAAUUGGCCAAUCAUAACGGCGGACUGAUAGCAUCAAAUGGGCGCUUGGCGGCCGCCAUGGUCUCGUCCGUGUUGCUAAUGGUCGGCGUGACGCUCGUGCUGCCAAACCCGCCCUGACCUCGGCUCGUCGCAUCCAGCUCAUCUACCAUCUGACACACAAGACAAUCGGGGAGAUCAAGGGUGGACGAAGACACGUCGAUGUGUCAUGUGUCAGCUAUCCACGUACCUCGAAUGUGAUACUGUCGCCCUUGAAGGACACGGCCUGCACCAGGCGGUCGCCCUUCUUGACCGUGUAGUCCUCACCGCGGAUGUUGUCCAGGGCGGCCUUCAACUCGCCACGGUAACCAGCGUCUAUCAAACCAACUGACCGACACGCAGAUCCACACAGGCAUCCGUCCAUGUGUCUGUCCGCACAAAAAGAGUGCAGUCAGCGCAGAUCUAUCACUCCCAGCUACCUACCUCCGUUGCAGAGCCGCAGUGGCGUUUUGGCGAUGGACGAGCGGGGGAAGAGCAGGAAGCUCACGCCCUUGUCGCCCUCCGAGGCCGAGCACUGUAUGCCCAGGUUGACGAAUCCAGUGGUGCCAGCUGCGAUGGUCUGGUCCUGCACGACGAAGAGGUCCAGGCCCGAGUCGCCCGCAUGAUAGUGCCCGUGGUUGCUGUACAGCUCACGGGCUGCAUCGUUCAAGGGCUUCACCUUCAGAUGCAUUUCGUCGUUCACGACCCCCCCAAAAGCACCCAGCUGGGGGGAGUCGUCGGAUCGGUUCUUUCGGGGUUGCCAAUCGACCCAAUGAAUCAACCGAAAAAAACGCACACGGAAAAGACGCCAGGAAAGCGCAUGCAGCCCCCACCCUUCAAAAUCAGUCCCAGUGUGAAGGCCCCUCACGCACAACGGCGAACAGAGCUCGGGUGAGAAACACACCCACGCCGCCUCGUCAUUGGCUCCUCUGAAGGGCAAGGCACCGUGCUGACGGGGACAUUGCUGCAAUUGCAUUGCUGUCGGGGCGGCUGGAGGUCGGCCAGAACAUCGUCAUCUACCCACACGCAGUGCAGACGCGCAUCAGGACCAUUCAAGUGCCAAGAUGGGGCAAGGAGGUGUCUUCUGAUGGGUGAGUGAUUGUGUUUUGUGUGUACGUGUUCGGAGUUUCAAAUAGGACCUCGCUAGUGCGUCGCAGACCGUGUGUCCAUCUGUGCCCCGGCAAUCGGAGGCGAGGAGCUGACGGACGGUCGGUCGGUCACUGCCUAAGGUGCGAGACGGUGUGUUUCAUGGCCAAUCGGCGUGCAUAUGAGACAGACGUUCCAAGAAACAUUCACGGGCGAACAGAAAACAACAGAGGACCCAGACGAACAUGUAGAAGAGAACACAGACAACACUAUGACAGAUAUGUACGAAAACACGCAAAGACACGCAACAGAAACCAUCGAUUGUCAACAGGCCAAGACACCGAAGCAUCUGGACAUGCACAUCGUAUCAAAUCACACGCAAAAAGGUGAGAACAGUCCUGGCGAUCAAUAGAGAGACACAUACGGC
Messenger RNA from Vitrella brassicaformis, 1598 nucleotides. The record is from the annotation of a GenBank genome assembly. Lineage: Eukaryota; Vitrellaceae.